Pipistrellus nathusii (Nathusius's pipistrelle) is the source of this 1059-nucleotide messenger RNA. NCBI's taxonomy places the organism in Eukaryota, Metazoa, Chordata, Mammalia, Chiroptera, Vespertilionidae. The record is from the annotation of a GenBank genome assembly.
AUGUUUGGCCUCAAGAGAAACGCAGUCAUCGGACUCAACCUCUACUGUGGGGGCGCCAAGCUGGGGGCCGGCGGCGGCGGCGAUGCCGCGUCGCCUUCGGGAAAAGGACUCCUGCCCGCGGGGAAGGAGGCCGCGGCGGCGCGGCGAGAGGCCGGGGGAGGGGAGGCGGCGCCGGUGAUUGGCGGGAGCGCCGGCGCGAGCCCCUCGGCCGCCCUGGCGCCGGACGCCCGGAGGGUCGCGCGGCCCUCGCCCAUUGGCGCCGAGGGCCCCGACGUCACCGCGACCCCCGCGCGGCGGCUGUUCGCGCCCGUCGGCCGCGCGGCGCCGCCUGAGAAGAUGGAAGCCGCCGCGGCCGCCGCCGCCAUCAUGUCGCCGGAAGAGGAGCUGGACGGGUACGAGCCGGAGCCUCUCGGGAAGCGGCCGGCCGUCCUGCCCUUGCUGGUCGGGGAGGCCAGCCGCGGCCCCGGCGCGGGCGGCUCGCUGCCCUCCACGCCGCCCCCAGCGGAGGAGGAGGAGGACGACGAGCUGUUCCGGCAGUCGCUGGAGAUUAUCUCUCGGUACCUUAGGGAGCAGGCGACCGGCGCCAAGGACGCGAAGCCGCUGGGCAGGUCUGCGGCCUCCAGCCGGAAGGCAUUAGAGACCCUCCGGCGGGUCGGGGACGGCGUGCAGCGCAACCACGAGAUGGCCUUCCAAGGUAUGCUCCGCAAGCUGGACAUCAAGAACGAGGACGACGUCAAGUCUUUGUCUCGCGUGAUGAUCCACGUGUUCAGCGACGGGGUAACAAACUGGGGCAGGAUUGUGACUCUCAUUUCUUUUGGUGCCUUUGUGGCCAAACACUUGAAGAGCAUCAACCAAGAAAGCUGCAUUGACCCCUUGGCAGAAAGCAUCACAGACGUUCUCGUGAGGACGAAACGAGACUGGCUAGUGAAACAAAGAGGCUGGGAUGGGUUUGUGGAAUUCUUCCAUGUAGAGGACCUAGAAGGUGGCAUCAGAAAUGUGCUGCUGGCUUUUGCAGGUGUUGCUGGAGUAGGAGCUGGUUUGGCAUAUCUAAUAAGAUAG